Aphanomyces astaci is the source of this 1400-nucleotide messenger RNA. RefSeq lists its product as hypothetical. Bases 21 to 1361 code for a protein of 446 amino acids. The transcript has a single exon. Lineage: Eukaryota; Oomycota; Saprolegniomycetes; Saprolegniales; Verrucalvaceae. The record is from RefSeq and is a predicted model, not a curated record.
CUGCAACACAACCGGGAGAUAUGGCCACGGAGACUCCGCCCGUGGCGGCGCUCUUUGCCGAACUCAUGACGUCGUUGCAGCGUCGACAUCGACGCAGGCAACCCCCCGACUCGGCAUCCACAGAACCUCCGCAACACAAUGACUCUAACCAGAGCACUCCGCCUUCCCAGCCCCCGUCGUCGUUGAUCCACAUCUCCACACAAGACUUGGACGAUAGAAUCCACGCUGCUGCUGCUCCUCCUGCUGCUACUUCUUCAUGCACCCCCAUGUCCGCAAUUGAUUUCCCGCCGCCUCCUUUCGACUUUUUCAGCAAUCUGUCCGAUGCUAUGGUGACGCCCUUGCCAUCCCCCGUGUGUACAAGUGUAUGUCGUCCGUUGCCGCGUGAUGUUGCAUCUGUUGAUGCUUCCCUUCCAUCAUUGUACAGCCCAGCGACCGAUGUCGAUUGUCUUGACCUGGUCGUCGAUCUACCUCCACCUUUGCCGUCUACGUGCGACACUUGUAGUGUUCGAAACGAGGACAUCCAUCCGGCCCAAGUGUUUCCACUUGCAAUCGAUGCCACUACGCCCCAACCUCGACCCAACGACGUCGAUCCCAUGCCUGGAAAGGUGUCAGUGUUGUCGCCGCAGUCUGCCCUAUUUCCCACGUUGAUCCACACGAUGCUGGACGAGGUGCGAAUAGACAUUACACGCUUUUACGUUCCUCUGGAGGUGGUUACGACCCGCGUGUUGGUGCACAUUCAACGGCACCUGACCGACCUUCUCGACAAGGCUCAUGACGGCAUGACGUUGCGGCGGAUGCGCCAACUCAGCUGUGUCCUGGGCGUGGAAACCAUCUUGAGCUGGCUGGCAAGGUAUGGCACUGUGAGCACUCAAGGCUGGCUACGCGACGCCAUCUUGCACGGGCGAGGCGGGGAACGUGCAGGCCCCACUGGCCCGUUGAUGCUCACAGCUAUCAACUUGACGGGCGUGGUGGUCGAGGUACAGAAACGCGUACAUAGAGCACAGGCCACAGCGCCUUCCAGCGACCCUCCCCCGUUGGUGUCGACGUUGUCGCUGCCAUUGGAGGACGAAGUGGGGUACAAUCAGUACCUGCAUACGGUGUAUUCACCUCGACAUCGCACGACGACCAAGCGAUUCGCCGACGAAAAGGCCGGGGUAGUGCCACCGCCGACCGCAAUGUCCCCUCGACGAGGACUCCAUGUGCUCCUGUCCGAACACAUUUACCGGCAUGAAUACCGAACAGUGUCCAAGCACAUUCCCCGCUUUUCGUCAAAGUCGUCGGUCAUAGAUGUGGCCGACGCCGCCACUCGAAGAAAACGAGGCGUGCGGUACGGCAACGUCAAGGGCAAAGUACACCAGUAACAAGCAGCAGCAACGUGAUAAUAUUAUUCAAAACCCAAA